This is a messenger RNA of Solea senegalensis (Senegalese sole), 1733 nucleotides long. It is a transcript of the gene cers5, whose product is annotated as ceramide synthase 5. Gene Ontology annotation, molecular function: sphingosine N-acyltransferase activity; DNA binding. NCBI's taxonomy places the organism in Eukaryota, Metazoa, Chordata, Actinopteri, Pleuronectiformes, Soleidae. The transcript has 10 exons. Gene Ontology annotation, cellular component: membrane. The record is from RefSeq and is a predicted model, not a curated record. Bases 16 to 1071 code for a protein of 351 amino acids. Gene Ontology annotation, biological process: ceramide biosynthetic process.
GUGUCACGUCAGCUCAUGUAUUUGAGGAAGAGUGAAAGUGUGAAAAUAGGCACUAAGCUUCACCACAGGGUCGUUUCAAGAUUUAUUGCUGGUCCCUGUGCACGGAGUCUCCACCUUCAGCCAGGUGUUGCAAGAAGAGCUCAGCCCAAUGCAGUGCUGGAGAAAGUUUACUCGUCGAUCACAAAGAGUCCAGACUCCCGGCAUCUGGACGGCCUGUCCAAACAGCUGGACUGGGAGGUGCGGAAGGUUCAGCGUUGGUUCAGACACCGCAGGAACCAAGAUAAACCCAGCACGCACACUAAGUUCUGUGAAAGCAUGUGGAGGUUUACAUUUUAUUUGUGCAUAUUUAUCUAUGGUUUCCGGUUUCUGUGCCAGUCUACUUGGCUGUGGGAUACAAGGCAGUGCUGGUACGGUUACCCCUAUCAGGUCAUGACCCCGGGCCUUUACCACUACUAUGUGACAGAGCUGGCCUUCUACUGGUCACUCAUGUUCUCCCAGUUCACUGACAUAAAGAGGAAGGACUUUCUGAUCAUGUUCAUCCAUCACCUGGCUACAGUCGGCCUGAUCAGCUUUUCCUAUGUCAACAACAUGGCGCGAGUUGGGAGCCUGGUGAUGUGUGUCCACGACGCCUCCGACUUCCUCCUGGAGGCAGCUAAGCUGGCCAACUACACCAAAUACCAGCGCCUGUGUGACUUCCUCUUCAUUGUGUUUAGUGUGGUCUUCUUCAUCACACGACUUGUUAUAUUUCCUAUAUGGGUCCUUAACUCCACUAUGUUUGAGAGCUGGGCUAUAGUCGGGCCGUUCCCGUCCUGGUGGGUGUUCAACGUCUUACUGCUGGUCCUUCAAGUGCUGCACAUCAUCUGGUCCUACCUCAUAGCCCGUAUAGCCAUCAAAGCCAUACUGCGCGGCAAGGUGUGUAAGGACGUCCGCAGCGACAUAGAGAGCAGCUCAGAGGACGAAGCUGAAAAGCCCACAGACGGCAUCAAGAAUUCUGUUCAUUCUGUGAGGGGAGAAAAUGGCACUAAUGGCCACUGUGCUGCCGCCAAAGCACAGAACCACAGCAGCUGGUGACACGGAGGCUGAAGCCUGGCGCCCCCCGCAGUUUAUUACCCUAACAACAUGACAAUGACAGCGAGUGUGCGCAGAUUCACGAGUGGAACGGUUGUUGGAUAUGCACUUGACGUCAUCUGUGAAGACUCCUAUAACGACAUGCACGACAAUACUCAAGAGGUGAAUUGAGCAGGAAAUCAGUCGAUAGGAAGUGAUUAGCGUUCGCUUUUUCUUCAAAUGGGAUUUAUUUGUGCUAAGUAGUCAGUUUCAAUGUUCUCUCCCAGUUUUAUUGGUCAGAUGAACUUGAUGGUUUUUGUUUUUAAGGGUUGAUUUUACACUGGAACACUUAGACAAGGAAACUUCUGGGAUGACUUUAAACUUUCAAGUUAUUACACCUGAAAUGUGAUCAGAAAUGCACCACACUUUAAACAGCGGCUGUUUAUGCCCUUUGGAGUUUUUGUGUAAUUACUAUUUUACCACAUUGUUUGCCUUCGUCAAGUCUAAUUGUUUUGUUCCGUUUUAGAAUUGUUGUUUUUUUUACGUCUUCUGAGACCAAAUGUAUGUGAAAUUGUUUGACGUCACUGCCUAUAGAGGGAUCCAGGUAUGAGAACAUACUACUAACCAUCUGGUAUUCUGUUCUCAGUACCUUGUAGUGUUUUUCCAAAUAUACUCUGUUGUUGAAA